CCCCCCGUGAACGGCACUGGCAUUCCGACGCAGCGCCACUUGACAUUUCCAGUAAUUAAACAACGUUAAAGCAAUUGAGGAACGUGGCUGGCCCUAUUUCGCUGUUAAAACGGGUAGUGAACACAUUGUGCGUGAGUGAAGGUACGCUAGGGGAGCUGCGCAUUCAGACAGGCUUGAGAAAGCCGCCCCUCGAUCCACGCCCCCCGCUCCCCCGAGCAACCCGGCUCGUUUCCUUCCCUCUUCCCGGAACAGGCGACGUUCAAGUUGGAGGCCGCAGCUCGUUAUCUCGAAACCCGGAAGUCGUCGUCCUGGACUGGGGAAUCCCUGCAGACCUGCGAGUCCCUGCGCGCGUUGCGCCUUUCUCGGUCAGUCGAACGACUGCGUGUAGCCGUGGGACGCGCGUGUGUUGAGCCUGCCAGCCGAUCUCGAACUUUCGCGUGUCUGCUCGGCGCUCUGCGCCUCCCGCCCAAAACCGAUCGUCUCCUGGACUUGACUGGAGGAUAUUUUAGUGCCUGCCGUCGGCCAGCUACGAUUCCCCAUACAUUUUAAUGACAUGGACGUUGGAGUGGAAUUAUAAUGUCACCGGCAAAGCGGAGGCGACUUGUCACCGCAGGUUUAUAUUUUUAAACGUACACCAGUUUUCAUCCUGCACUCUUUCUCUCUGCUCGUUGUUUUUUAAUUCCCCUUUUUUUGCUGAGGAGGUUCCAUUUUUGUCAUCGGCAACAUGGAGCAGGCGGGGUGCGUGAAUAUCUGCAACCUGACCAGCACCCUCCCUGUGAUCCCCUACCAGAAGCUCACCGAUCUGCAGUUUCUCAGCAAAGGAGGAUUUGGCACCGUUUUCAAAGCCCAGCAUUCGGACUGGAGGACCACGGUGGCCAUCAAAUGCCUUAAACUGGACUCUCCUGUUGGGGAAAGGGAAAGAAACUGCCUUUUAAAAGAAGCAGAGGUUCUCCAUAAAGCAAGAUUCAACUUUAUCAUACAGAUUUUUGGUGUCUGCAACGAGCCUGAGUUUUUCUGCAUCAUCACUGAAUACCUUAGUAAUGGAUCACUGGACCAGCUUUUACAUGAGAAAGAUAUGUACCCAUUGCUAGCCUGGCCACUAAGGCUUCGAAUUCUUUAUGAAAUUGCCCUGGGUGUCAAUUUUUUGCAUAAUAUGACACCACCAUUGUUACAUCAUGAUCUUAAGACUCAGAAUAUUCUUCUAGAUGCCGAAUUCCAUGUAAAGAUUGCAGAUUUUGGCCUUUCUAAAUGGCGCCAACUGUCUAUUAGCAAAUCAUCAGGCUCUAAGCCUCCUGAAAUGGGAGGAACAGUCAUCUAUAUGCCUCCAGAAGAAUAUGAACCCUCCAAAAGUAAGCGGGCAGAUGUAAAACAUGACAUGUACAGCUAUGCAAUAAUAAUGUGGGAGGUCCUGUCACGAAAGAUUCCUUUUGAAGAAGCAACAAACCCUAUGCAAAUCAUGUUCAGCGUUUUGAAAGGAAAUCGUCCGGAUAUCAACUUGGAGACGUUACCUUUUGAUAUCCCCAGCAGAGACAUACUAAUUGAUUUAAUGACAAGUGGAUGGGCCAAAAAUCCAGAUGACCGACCUUCAUUUAUAAAGUGUGUUAUUGAACUGGAGCCCAUGAUUAGACGAUUUGAUGAGAUUGAAGUCCUAGAAGCUGUGCUGCAAGUAAAGAAAUCUAAAUACACCAGCAGGUCAGAUUUCUCAUCAAGUUCAUCAUGUGGAAAGAGCUGCAUUCAGGAACUGAAUCCAGUGAAUCAACUGGUGAACCAAACUCCUUGGACGGAUGGUAGCUCACCAUCGAGUUCCUAUUCCUUUCCAGAAGACAACAUAUCUCAGCCUCAUUUCUUAACACUGAGUAAUGUUCCACCCAAUAAUCUGCACAUUAAAAAAGAUAAUCAAGAGUAUGUUCAUGAGUCUCAAUCAAAUAUUACAGACCCAAAAAUUAAAUCCUACAAUAUCCCUAUGCAUUCAGUUGCUCUGAAUAUUAACCCUCCGUCAAAUAUCACAAAUCGUUUACAAGACCCACCCAUGUCUCUAAUUGCCCCAAGUAUAGAGGAUAACAUGCCGAAUAUUUACCAGAGUGCCAGACCUCAUUCUGAGUUCAACAUUUGCGUCAAGCAGGCAGUACCCGAGUCUGAAUGUGAAGAGCAGCUGAGCAAAAUGACACUGCAACCUUGCAGCACAGGUUUUAUUCCACAGUAUGCACAGCAGGCCCAGCUUGGUGAGUUGUUGCAGUGGAUCCAAAUGAAGAGAGAGGAUAUCAUUUCUCAGAUGACAGAGGCCUGCACAAAUCAGUGUUUAGAUGCCCUCCUUUCCAAGGACCUGCUUAUGAGAGAGGAUUACGAGCUUAUUAAUUCCAGACCAACACGGACUGCAAAAGUGAGACAGCUCUUAGAUGUCUGUGAGAGCCAGGGUGAGGACUUUGCCAGGAUAAUUGUUCAAAAGCUCAAAGACAAUAAACAAAUGGGUCUGCAGCCCUAUCCAGAAUCCUGCUCUCCAACUUCCAACAUGUCUUUGUUGAAUAGCAUGGGCGAAAUCAGAAAGAAUUUUUAACAUUUCGACCAAGCCUGUUGCUAUGUGAAAUUCUUAAACAUGUACAACUGGAAAAAGCUCCUGCUGUCAUUCAGAAGGGGAGUUUAUCUUGAAUGUUUGACUCCAGUAACGUGAAUGGCUGUUUUACUCACAUAUCUCAAUAAUAAUAGAAAUACUUUAUUUUGUGUUGACUUUAGCAUUUUAAUCUAAAUAAAUAACUAAGCAUACUAUUA
Molecule: messenger RNA, 2766 nt
Organism: Polypterus senegalus (gray bichir)
Lineage: Eukaryota; Metazoa; Chordata; Cladistia; Polypteriformes; Polypteridae
Gene: ripk2
Product: receptor-interacting serine-threonine kinase 2
Exons: 12
Coding region: 725-2554 (609 amino acids)
Biological process (GO): innate immune response; regulation of apoptotic process; protein phosphorylation
Molecular function (GO): JUN kinase kinase kinase activity; ATP binding
Source: RefSeq, a predicted model, not a curated record